UUUAUAAAUACAUGGGUUACUUGGAAUUAAAUGCACUGUUUCGAAGUAGUUAACAAAAUAGUUUCGUUUGGAUGUUAGGCUCACCAUAAAAACCCUGUUCAAUUUAUUCACCAAACUCUAAUGUGCGACAAACAACUGAGAAUUGAACCUGUGUUUCUGCUAUCAUGUGGGUCUUUCAAUCCAAUUACUGUAAUGCACAUGCGAAUGAUGGAACUAGCGAGAGAUAAGAUUGAAAAUAUGCAUUUGUCAACAAAAGAAUCUCAUCAUGUUUUAUCUCGGGAGAAUAACCAGUUUACUCAAAAAGAAUGUAGUGAUGACCAUCCAAUAAAUCAUGACCAUCGGAAAGUCGUCGUUGGUGGCAUAUUCAGUCCUGUGUCCAAUCUGUAUGAGAAGAAAGGUCUCCUACCGGCCUCUUUACGCGUCGAGCUUACACGAUUAGCCUGUAUUUCUGCAUCCGACUGGUUGGCCGUAAGCAAUUGGGAGUGUUCACAAUCAAGUUGGUUGAGAACUCGAGUGGUUUUAGAUCACAUUUAUAGUGUCUUGAAUAAUACGUACUCGAAUUUAAGUAACAAUGACGAAACCGACAUUGACUCGGUUCCAAGGAAAAAGACUUGCUUCGCACCAAGCAAUUUUUACCCCACUGAUCGUUUAAUUAACGAAGACCACGAACAAAUGAAACUUUCAUCACUAGAAGGCAUGGCAACUGACCUCUGGCUUAAAAGUUGCUUUCAUCAUCUUGACUCUCUUAUUAAUGUUAGUAACGUAAAAUGUAGUGAAAACCAAGUACAUGAUACUAAUGAUGAUCAUUCCAACAGCAAUCUCUCCACUUCAUUAUCAUCUGUAGAUAGAUCAUGUUACUGUCACAAAAACAAUACUGCAAACGUUUUGCUAUCAAAGCCUUGUGUGAAAUUAGUUUGUGGUGCUGAUCUUCUGGAAUCAUUCAAAACUCCAAAUUUGUGGUCAGCAGAAGAUAUUGAAACAAUUGUUCGUGACUAUGGUAUAAUUUGUAUUAGUCGACCUUCAUAUGAGCCAUUAAAAAUUAUCGAUGAAUCAAACAUUUUGAGCAAAUAUAAGGAUAAUAUAAGUUUAGUGAUAGACAAUUGUCAGAAUUCACUAAGCUCUACUUUUGUACGUCAUGCUUUAUCAAAUGGUGAAAGUGUACAAUACCUCGUUCCAGAUCGUACUUUGGAAUAUAUUUAUACACAUAAAUUAUAUGGUGCGAAAAAAAGAUGUGUUAAUCUACUUGAAUCGAAGACUAGAACAGAAGUUCAACACUAAUUACCAAACAUUCCAUGCUGCAUUUUUCAAAUUGUUGAAUCAUUUGAUUAUUCUUGAUAAUAUACAAUUGUAAAUACAACUUUAUAUAAGUAUAUUACUCAUGUUGAUUGGAUUAAAUUUCUUGAAAUUGUGCAAUUACUUUAUUUUAUGAUCCUAUCCAGUCAAAUGAUUUACUUAUUACGCUAUCAUUCGAAAUAGACUUAGACAAUUAAUUUGUUACUCAUCUGCCUAAACCUAUUAUUUCAAUCGUCAUAAAUGCUGAAAAUAUGUGGUAAAUGUAUUUCAUGUAAAUUUUGCGUAAUGUAGUUUAGAAUAUCGUUUCAUUAAGUGUUAUGUGAAAUGUAACAAAAAAACAAUUAUAUUAUCUACGCGAUAGAAACAACAAUGUGUAAACCGUAUCUAAGUUGCUACACUUUUUUUAGUUAUAUAGUAAAGAAAAUAUUUCAUCAGCAC
Schistosoma spindalis is the source of this 1731-nucleotide messenger RNA. The record is from the annotation of a GenBank genome assembly. NCBI's taxonomy places the organism in Eukaryota, Metazoa, Platyhelminthes, Trematoda, Strigeidida, Schistosomatidae.